Messenger RNA from Rhincodon typus (whale shark), 659 nucleotides. RefSeq names its product disks large homolog 4-like. The transcript is spliced from 5 exons. The record is from RefSeq and is a predicted model, not a curated record. Gene Ontology annotation, cellular component: postsynaptic density membrane; neuron projection; neuromuscular junction. The annotation marks the transcript as partial. Gene Ontology annotation, biological process: chemical synaptic transmission; postsynaptic neurotransmitter receptor diffusion trapping; AMPA glutamate receptor clustering. NCBI's taxonomy places the organism in Eukaryota, Metazoa, Chordata, Chondrichthyes, Orectolobiformes, Rhincodontidae. Gene Ontology annotation, molecular function: protein binding.
GUAAAUAACGUCGGGCUGGAGGAUGUCAUGCAUGAAGAUGCUGUGGCUGCUCUGAAGAACACGUCAGAUAUUGUGUACCUCAAGAUUGUCAAACCCGCCAGCCUGUACAUCAAUGACAGCUACGCUCCUCCAGACAUCACCACCUCUUAUUCACAGCAUUUGGAUACUGAGAUGGGCCAUUCCAACUACCUGGCUACAGAUUACACACAGACCCUCACACCUACUUCUCCGCGCAGAUACUCCCCGAUUCCCAAAGGUCUGAUGGGAGAAGACGACAUUCCCAGGGAGCCCCGGAGGGUGAUUAUACACCGUGGAUCGACAGGCCUCGGAUUUAAUAUUGUCGGUGGUGAGGAUGGAGAAGGGAUCUUCAUCUCCUUCAUCCUAGCGGGUGGUCCAGCAGACCUCAGCGGUGAGCUCAGGAAAGGAGACCAAAUCCUCUCAGUGAACGGAGUGGAUUUACGGAAUGCAACUCACGAGCAAGCAGCAGCUGCCCUGAAGAAUGCUGGACAAACCGUUACCAUCAUCGCUCAGUACAAACCCGAGGAGUACAGUCGCUUCGAGGCAAAGAUCCACGACCUACGGGAACAGCUGAUGAACAGCAGUAUCGGAUCAGGGACCAGCUCUCUGAGGAGUAACCACAAACGCGUGUUUUAUAUCAG